Anthostomella pinea is the source of this 603-nucleotide messenger RNA. Lineage: Eukaryota; Fungi; Ascomycota; Sordariomycetes; Xylariales; Xylariaceae. The record is from the annotation of a GenBank genome assembly.
AUGGCCAACCAGAACAGUCAAGGGUUUAGCCACAGUCAUGUUGAAGCAGACCACGUAGGGGCGAAGAACGAGCUCGGCACCAGGUCCCACAACGACUCGAGAUCAUACAAUAUUCUGGGCCACCGGAUACGGCAGAAGAAACUGAUAUGGAUCAUUUGCUGGGCAGUCACUGCUCUGACCAUCGCCAUCAUCAUCAUCGUGGUCGUCCUCAAAGGCCUGGACGUGAUCGGCUCCCAAAGCGGUUCUACCCCUGAAUCGUCGAUCCAGCCUACCUGGACUUCAUCUCUGCCUGUAGGAGAGAUCACCAGCCCAUCGUCCGAAUCGGUAACUUCUUCGUCUUCCGAUCGUUCCGCCGGCAAAGCGACAUCCACACCCUUCGACACAACCAUGGUGACGACCACAGGUCCGGUAACAUCUGCGCCAUCCGUUGCUCCGACAAAUAGGGUCGAGCUUCUUCUGUUGUCUAAUGAUUCCCACACGUGGCUCGAGACGUGCAGGUGGGGAUGCCCGGGUUGGUACUGCGAUACGUACGACAAUUGUACGGACCCCUACGAUUGCAAGACAGCAUCGCACACUUGCGAGGGGAACUCGUUUGUCGUUUGA